Messenger RNA from Aureococcus anophagefferens, 3288 nucleotides. RefSeq lists its product as hypothetical. The transcript is spliced from 4 exons. Gene Ontology annotation, cellular component: cytosol. The coding region runs from base 1 to 3288 and encodes 1095 amino acids. The record is from RefSeq and is a predicted model, not a curated record. Gene Ontology annotation, biological process: 'de novo' IMP biosynthetic process; adenine biosynthetic process. NCBI's taxonomy places the organism in Eukaryota, Pelagophyceae, Pelagomonadales, Pelagomonadaceae. Gene Ontology annotation, molecular function: phosphoribosylamine-glycine ligase activity; ATP binding; metal ion binding.
AUGGUCUCCGUCCUCGUCGUGGGCGGCGGCGGCCGCGAGCACGCCAUCGUGACGGCGCUCGCUCGGAGCGACAAGGUGGAGAAGAUCUACGCCGCGCCGGGCAACGGCGGCACGGCGAGCAUGGGCGGCAAGGUCAUGAACGUGUCCGUCGCCGAGGCCGACGUCGCGGCCUUCGCCGUGAAGAAGCAGGUCGCCCUCGUCGUCGUCGGGCCCGAGGCGCCCCUCGUCGCCGGCGUCUGCGACGACUGCCGCGCACUCGGCGUCGCGACGUUCGGCCCGAGCGCGGCGGCCGCGGAGAUCGAGGCGUCCAAGGCGUGGUCCAAGGCGUUCAUGACGCGCCGGGGCCUCAAGACGGCGCGCUUCGAGACCUUCGCGAGCUCGGAGAAGGCCAAGGCGCGGGCCUACGUCGAGCGCUGCGGCUUCGACGUCGUCGUCAAGGCGUCGGGCCUCGCCGCGGGCAAGGGCGUCCUCGUGCCGCCCGCGGGCGACCGCGCCGCGGCGCUCGCGGCCGUCGACGAGAUGUUCGGCGACCACGGCUUCGGCGCCGCCGGCGACACGGUGGUCAUCGAGGAGCAGAUGAGCGGGCCCGAGAUCUCGCUGCUGGCCUUCUGCGACGGCGAGACGUGCGCGUGCAUGCCGCCCGCGCAGGACCACAAGCGCGCGCUCGACGGCGACCGGGGCCUCAACACGGGGGGCAUGGGUGCCUACGCGCCGUCGCCCCAGAUCUCCGCCGCCCAGCUCGCCGAGGCCCAGGCCGUCAUGGCGAAGGCCGUCGCGGGCCUCAAGGCCGAGGGCCGGCCGUUCGUCGGCUGCCUCUACGGCGGCUUCAUGCUCACGGAGUCCGGGCCGAGCCUCCUCGAGUUCAACGCGCGCUUCGGCGACCCGGAGACGCAGGUCGUGCUGCCCUUGCUCGAGAGCGACUGCUUCGAGGUCAUGAUGGCGUGCGCGACGGGCCGGCUGGCGGAGCUGCCGCCCGUGCGCUGGGCCGACGCCGUCGCGGCGACGGUCGUCGUCGCCGCCGGGGGCUACCCGCGGUCCUACGCCAAGGGCCUGGCCAUGUCCGGCGUCCGCGACGCGGACCGGCUCCCGGGCGUCACGGUCUUCCACGCGGGCACGAAGCUGCAGGACGGCGCGUUGGUCACGUCCGGCGGCCGCGUCGUCGCCGUCAGCGCCGUCGCGCCGGAGCUCAAGGGGGCCCUGCGCGCCGCCUACGCCGGCGCCGCCAAGGUCCGCUUCGCGGGCGCGCGCUACCGCGGCGACAUCGCGCGGCGGUGUUUGGACGCGCCGCUGAAGAUCGGCGUCCUCGGGUCGACGCGCGGGUCGUCGCUGCAGCCGCUGCUCGACGCCCUGGGCACCGACGCCUUCCCCAACGCCGAGUUGGUGUGCGUGCUCUCGAACAAGGCCGACUCGGGUAUCCUGGAGCGCUGCGCGGCGAAAUGCGGCAACCGCGUCCACGUCAAGGCGCCCCCGGCGUCGUCGGGCACCAAGGAGGAGAAGCGCGCGGCCUACGACGCGCUGCUCACGGCGGCCUUCGACGAGGCGGGCGUCGAGCUCGUGCUCUGCGUCGGCUGGAUGAAGAUCCUGUCGCCGGAAUUCGUCGCCGCGUGGCGCGGCCGCUGCUUCAACGUGCACCCGAGCCUGCUGCCCGACUUCGCCGGCGGCAUGGAUCUGGAGGUCCACGCGGCCGUGCUCGCGGCGCAGAAGGCCGAGACGGGCUGCACGGUGCACCUCGUCACCGACGACGUCGACGGCGGCGCCGUCGUCGUCCAGAAGGUCUGCGCCGUCGAGGCCGCGGACGCGCCCGAGGACCUGAAGAAGCGCGUCCAGGCCCUCGAGGGGCCCGCCCUGCUCGCCGCCGCCGCCGCCUUCCAGCGCGGCGACGCGGGCGCGCGCUUCGCGCCGCGCGCGGCGCCGCGCGCGGACGACGCGGCCGCGGCGCCCGCGGCGCCGCUGACGUACCGCGCGGCGGGCGUCGACAUCGACGCGGGCAACGCCCUCGUGGACCGCAUCAAGCCUCUGGCCAAGGCGACGGCGAUCCCCGGCUGCGAGGGGUCGCUCGGCGGCUUCGGCGCCUUAUUCGACCUGAAGAAGGCGGGCUUCGGCCCCGCGGCGGACCCGGACGACGCGGGCGAGGACGUGCUCCUCGUGUCGGGCACGGACGGCGUCGGCACGAAGCUGCGGCUCGCCCAGGCGGGCAACGAGCUCGCCGACGGCGUCAACUACGACGGCGCGAUCGGCGUCGACCUCGUCGCCAUGUGCGUCAACGACAUCGUCACGACGGGCGCGAAGCCCCUCUUCUUCCUCGACUACUACGCGACGGGCAGUUUGGACGUGGGCCGCUGCGGCGAUUUGGUCGCCGGCGUCGCCGACGGCUGCGCGAAGAGCGGCUGCGCGCUCGUCGGCGGCGAGACCGCGGAGAUGCCGGGCCUCUACGGCGCGGGCGACUACGACGUCGCGGGCUUCGCCGUGGGCGCUUUACGGCGCAAGGACAUGCUCCCCAAGUGCGGCCGCAUGGCGCCGGGCGACCAGUUGGUCGCCGUCGCGUCGUCGGGCGUCCACGCGAACGGCUUCUCGCUGGUCCGCAAGGCGCUCCAGCGCGAGGCCGACGCCAAGGCCGCGGGCGACGCGACCGCGCUGUUGAGCGCGUCGGCGGCGUCGCUCAACGCCGCGGCGCCCGAGUACGUCGGGAGCCUCGCGGACGCGCUCCUCGCGCCGACGCGGCUCUACGCGUCGACGAUCGCGGCGCUGAGCGGCGUGGAGCUGCUCGGCGCGGCGCACAUCACGGGCGGCGGCCUCACGGAGAACCUGCCCCGCUGCCUCCCGGACCACCUCGCCGCGGAGUGCGCGCCCUUCGCGCUGCCGCCGCUCUUCAAGUGGCUCCGGGCCGCGUGCGGCGGCCUGCCCGACGACGAGAUGCUCCGCACCUUCAACUGCGGCGUCGGCCUCGUGCUCGUGCUCAAGCCCGGCGACGUCGACAAGGCCGUCGCCAUGCUCGGCGCCGCGGGCGAGACGGGCGUCUUCAAGCUCGGCGCGCUGGUCAACAAGACGCCCGCGAACCCGGGCUGCGUCAUGUCCAAGUGGGUCAAGUACUCCUACGGCGCGCUCGCCUUCAGCGGCACGCUCGGCACCUACGUCGUCAUCACGGAGCUCAACCACCUCGCGCACCCGCACGAAAGCCACACCCCGGCCAUGUCGCACCUCAAGAUCCGCGCCAAGCCCUACCCGUGGUCCUGCCCGGACUGCAACCUGUUCGACAGCGCGUGCUGGAAGGCGUGCAAGGAGAAGUAG